Molecule: messenger RNA, 366 nt
Organism: Histoplasma capsulatum G186AR
Lineage: Eukaryota; Fungi; Ascomycota; Eurotiomycetes; Onygenales; Ajellomycetaceae
Exons: 4
Coding region: 1-366 (121 amino acids)
Source: RefSeq, a predicted model, not a curated record
AUGACGUCGCGUGACAGCGGUAAUCUGUCCAGAGACCUCCCUCGAUCCGUAGUCAGCAAGCUCGAUGAGGAGAGCGUUCAUUCAGCAACGGGAAACUUCCCUCUCAGCAACAACUGGCAGGCCAACGAUGGUGUGGUAGAAGUCGUGGGCAACUUUGAAAUCACUGCAUCGCAUUUGUGCACUCCUCAUAUUGAGGACAUUCCCCCAGGCUUCCGGGCGGCCCUGGCAUCUCCAGACCCUGAAGGACCCCUAGCAUUCCCACAGGGUUUAAUAAGGUACGGACUCUUGCUAUAUGGCAAAAGGUCCGAAACUGGUAUCACGACAUGGAAAAUUGAUGCUGGGAGUAAAGAUCAUGUCCACUUGUAG